Messenger RNA from Betta splendens (Siamese fighting fish), 4829 nucleotides. It is a transcript of the gene sema4gb, whose product is annotated as sema domain, immunoglobulin domain (Ig), transmembrane domain (TM) and short cytoplasmic domain, (semaphorin) 4Gb. The coding region runs from base 199 to 2838 and encodes 879 amino acids. Gene Ontology annotation, molecular function: chemorepellent activity; semaphorin receptor binding. NCBI's taxonomy places the organism in Eukaryota, Metazoa, Chordata, Actinopteri, Anabantiformes, Osphronemidae. The transcript is spliced from 15 exons. Gene Ontology annotation, biological process: negative regulation of axon extension involved in axon guidance; semaphorin-plexin signaling pathway; positive regulation of cell migration. The record is from RefSeq and is a predicted model, not a curated record.
GAGAGACAGAGAGAGAGAGAGCGCCAGAGGGAGGGAGAGAGGGAGAGCUGGCUGUGCGCUUUGAGAAACUGCAGCAGCGGCAGAGCUGGUGUCGGAGCAAACAGGACUCAGGAUAUUUGCGCACCCCAGAAAAGACGCAGACUGCUCUCUCUCUCUCCCGCCGGCGGGGCGAUCGAGGCCUCCGUCUCCGUGGUGACCAUGCAGGACCCCCUCCCCCCCCUGCUGCUGCUGCUCCUGGUGCUGACCCGGCUCUCACAGCUGCGGGCGUUCCCCUUCAGCUCGUCCCUGGACCUGGACGUCACGCCGAGGACCACCGUCUUCUCCAGAGGUCUGCUGGGCAGCGCCCGCUUCUCCGGCUCUGCCCAGAACUACAGCUGCCUGCUGCUGGAGGAGGAGGCCGGCCUGCUCUACGUGGGAGGCAGAGGUGCUCUGUACGCGCUCAACAGCUCCAACGUCUCCACCGCAAACGCCGGCAUCGACUGGGAUGCGUCCCCAGAGCAGAAGAAGCAGUGUCUGAACAAAGGCAGAGACAAUCAGACUGAGUGUUACAAUCACAUCCGCUUCCUGCAGCGAUUCAACGAGACCCACCUGUACGCGUGCGGCACCAACGCCUUCAGGCCUCUCUGUGUUUAUAUCGACGCCGAGCGCUUCGCCUUCUCCUCGGGCUUCGAGGAGGGCCGGGACAGGUGCCCGUACGACCCGGCGAAGGGCUACACCGGCCUCCUCGCGGACGGUGAGCUGUUCACGGCCUCCCAGUACGAGUUCCGCAGCUCUCCAGACGUGCGCAGGAACUCCCCCUUCCCCACGCUGAGAACGGAGGAGGCCCCGACCCGGUGGCUGCUGGAGGCAGACUUCGUGGGCUCGGCGCUGCUGAGGGAGAGCGUCAACAGCUCCAUCGGCGACGACGACAAGAUUUACUUCUUCUUCACGGAGCGGAGCCAGGAGCAGAUCGCCUACCCGAGCCAGACCAAAGUGUCCAGAGUGGCCCGCGUGUGCAAGAACGACUGGGGCGGCCAGCGGACGCUCCAGAGGAAGUGGACGUCCUUCCUCAAAGCCAGGAUGGUGUGUUCGGUGCCAGAGUACGAGCUGCACCUCAACGUGCUGCGCGGCGUCUUCGUGCUGCAGGGCCGCGGCGCCCACGCCAGCGUUUUCUACGGCAUCUUUGGCCUGGAAUGGAAGAACAUCAAAGCUUCAGCCGUGUGCCAGUUCGCCCACGCAGACGUACAGAAGGCCUUCGAGGGGCCGUACAUGGAGGUGCAGGACUCCAAGUGGAGGGAGUACACGGGCAAAGUCCCCGAGCCCCGACCCGGUUCUUGCAUAACGGACGCGCACCGGUCCCAGGGCAUCAACUCGUCCCGGGACCUGCCGGACGCCGUGCUCACCUUCGCCCGGCGCCACCCGCUGAUGGCCACGCAGGUGCAGCCGCUGGGGGCGCGGCCGCUGCUCUUCAAGCGCAGCGUCAACUACGUGCGGCUGGCGGUGCACCGGGAGGCGGCGCUGGACGCGCGCGUCUACGCCGUGCUCUUCCUGGGGACGGACGACGGCUGGCUCCACCGGGCCGUGGACGUGGACGGGGAGGUGCACAUCGUGGAGGAGCUGCAGGUCUUCCAGGAGCCUCAGCCCAUCAUGAGCCUGGUGGUGUCGUCGGCGCUGCGCAGCGUCUACGUCGCCUCCCACUCCGGCGUGGUGCAGCUGCCGCUGUCGUCGUGCCGCAGGUACGCGUCCUGCUACGACUGCGUGUUCGCCCGCGACCCCUUCUGCGGCUGGGACGGGAAGGCGUGUGUGGAGGUGGCUUCGCGUCCACGGAGGUCGAACCUGACCCAGGACAUCGUGAGGGGGAUCCGGGGCUGCAGGGAGAACUCAGGAAACGUGAUCCAGCGCAGGCGCUCUGUGAUGUCCGGCGACGACGUCCUGCUGCAGUGUGAGCUGCGCUCCAACCUGGCAACCCCGCGCUGGACGCUGAACGGCAGAGAGCUCCAGGGCUACGGCCUCAGCGCGGGCUACCGCGUCGGCACCGACGGCCUGCUCAUAAUCGGCGCCCGGGUCCAGCAGAGCGGCUCCUACCGCUGCUUUGCCGUGGAGAACUCGGUCUCGGUUCUGGUUUAUCUCUACACAGUCAAGGUGCACACGGAUCCGUAUUUCCCCGCCGAGCCCACGGCCACCACCGACCUGGCGACCGUUUCGAGCCCAGCCGACGCCAGCACCAGCGGCCCGACGGAGCAGCCUUUGCCCUCGCCUCCCGCCCCCCUCCCCCCGGCGCCGGAGUUCCGCGCCUACCGGCACAUGGAGGCCGUGUACAUCUCCCUGGUGGCGGUUCUGGGAGGGCUGUGCUUGGUGCUGACCGUCGUGCUUCUGUAUGUGAGCUUCUGCACCAGACGAACCUCUCGGAGCCGCAAGUUCUCCCAUCAAGGGCUGCACGUCCUGGGGUCCUCGGACAGGAGGAGGAGCUCCCUCCUGGAGCUCAGAACCAUCUCCAGCCACUGCAACGGCCGCCAGGGCCGCCGCUCCAUCUCUGUGCCCACCUUUGGGGACAUCAGCGAUGGCUUCCUCCAGAUAGUUCCCGGUGAAGGCCAGAUGUCUCCCAGCAGAACGCCCCCUCCGGCGCCUCCGCUUCCGAUGCCACCGCCUCUUCCCAACGUGGACUAUGCCAACGGGCUGUCGGCCACGCUGCCCAGCGUGCUGAGGAAGAUGAACGGGAACAGCUACGUGCUACUGCGGCAGGCCGACCCGGACGGCAUGUCCCCGCUCUACCACUCCUUCACGGAGGAGCUCAACAGGAUCCUGGAGCAGAGGAAGCACACACAACUGGACCUGCAGCCAGACGAGAGCUCCAUCUAGGACCCCACAGCCUUUCCCCCUGUUAUUUAUUCGUACCCUGACAGUGACCCCUAGCUGUGGCGUCAAACACUGCUGUUAUGUUUCCAGUGCCAGAGGACCUGAAAACUGAAAUGUGAAGCCCCCUGCAAAUGACGAAUGGCCUACGGGUUCCCAAAAGUGGAGCUGUGAACAAUGGGCCGUAGACUGCACUGAUGAUGGAAGGAGGGAGCCUAAUGACGCUGUAGACUCUCUGGAGGCCUGUGAACGAUGGUCAGGUUGAAAAGGAAUUCAGGCCAGAAGGUGAUGGUGUGUUUCUGAGACUGUGCCAUGUAACGUUAGUCCCCUAGGAGCUCCAGUGAGGAGAGUGUAGUCUACCAGGCUGAAGGACAUCUGUCUGGACCUGAACGUGCUGUAGGCCGUGGGUGGAGUGUUCCUUCAGCAAGAGUGUUGAGACGAAUCCCACCGUCUAAUUUAUUGAAGACAAUCUGCCCUCGUUAUCUCGUGUAAAUAGCAAUAAUUACAACACUGCUGCAGCUGUUGGUAGCGGCGUGUUGUGCCAGUGCCAAUGGAAAAACACCUGUAGCGAUUUGUUCCUCGUGUCCUUCAGUUUUAAGCAUCUGUGAUAAAAGGGAUGGAGCCGUGGUCCAUUAAUGACGAGUGGUUGAAUCUGAUGAGAGGAAACCACGCAUGGCCGUAAAAAAGAUGCUUAUGUUUUAUAUUUAUACACCUAAAUAUGAAUUGUCCUUGUCAGACUGUGAUUUUGUUGUGUCCUGAGAUAAAGUUUCAUCUUAUGCCAGAUAAAAAACUGAAUAUGUUGCAUAGAGAGUGAAUGUUGGCGUUUUACUUCUUAAAUCCUAAUUUGUUGUUAAGGUUUAUUAAAGGCUGCUGGGGAGAGAAGACCUUCACACAUGGGGUCCCAAAGCCUCCACAGGGAUCCAGAGCAACGAGAGCUGCACAAAUGGAGACGUCAAGACAGCGAACAGUGUCUGAAACGCUCUCGGGGCGGUUUGGAAGCGUGUUAUGACCAGUAGUAAAUAAAGCUGCCGCUCCGGCGCAGUGUUGAAUCAGCUUCCGAGGCCACAGGAGCCUCUGAGGUAACUCGCAGCGGCAGCACUUGGCUCACGUCCAGCAGGAGAGGACGUGGAGGACUUCAUCUGCUUGCAGAGACAGAAAGAAAAGGCUGGACCGGCGCGUCCUGGUCAUGAGGAGCGAUGACGGGACCCGAUCUGAGUGGAAGCAGAUUGUGUCUGAUGAACGCUCACCUGGAUUCAUUUCCCACUCGCCUUCUGCCUCGUUCCUCAUCUUGCCCUUCUUUUCGCUCUGCAGCCAUUUGGAUCAGGUGUUUAUUUUAUUUUUUUAGACACGACCAGUGGCCUGGUUUAUUUUCAAGCAGAAACUUUUAUCCCACUUCACUGAUUCUCAGUCAGUAGAACCCAAACCCGUCCAUACCUGAGCAUGUACUUCUUCUGGGCUGUUUGACCCGUGUGACCCUCAUCCUCGUUCCUCCCCUCGCUCCUCCUCUCUGCCUCCUUUUUCCUCCAUCUCAUCCUCUGUUCACGAUGCUGUCAUCUAUUACUAGCUCUCUCUCAGCCACUCUCUCUGAAGGACCCUGUGAUUGUGUUGGCAAAGGCUGGAGCAACGAUUCUUAUUAAAAGCAAAGGAAACAUUAUCGAAUUAAAGUGUAAGUUAAAUAAAAGUAAAGAAAUAUACGUUUGCAAGUGAACAUUUUAAAAUCUCUGGCAUCCAUUGCUUAUGACCUGGCUUUGCACUGCACAUGUUUACUAAGGACUUUAGAUGAAAACGUGUCGGCACCAGUUUUCCAUUCAUCUUUUGUCACGGUGAAGCACUAAGCAACAGUACUCUCAUCCUGCUGCAGUCUGCAAGAUGUUUGAUUUUAUGCCCACGUAGAUUAUUUGUUGGCCAGAGAAUCGGAUGUAAAGAGUUUGUACUGUUCUUACAUAAAUUCUUCAGAGUCAUGUAGUAAAACCCCAGUAAACUGUGACUUUCCAUGA